Molecule: messenger RNA, 6162 nt
Organism: Ctenopharyngodon idella (grass carp)
Lineage: Eukaryota; Metazoa; Chordata; Actinopteri; Cypriniformes; Xenocyprididae
Product: lysophospholipid acyltransferase 2-like
Exons: 13
Coding region: 245-1753 (502 amino acids)
Biological process (GO): lipid modification
Cellular component (GO): membrane
Molecular function (GO): acyltransferase activity
Source: RefSeq, a predicted model, not a curated record
UGUAAGUAAGUAAGUGUAAUUGAGCAGCAGUAGUUUGAUGUAAUGGAGGGGCUGGGCGAGUCAGUCCGCCUACACGGGCUUUGUGUUGAUGUUCAGGCGGUGCAACAGCGCUGACAGUCCGCGACUAGAGCACCAUAGAACGGCAUUCCCAACACCCAUCCACCAUAAAGAGAGGAAGAGAGGGAGAGAAAGAGGACAGUGUUUUGGGCGAUUUGACUGUAAGGGAGUGGAGCUGGACUGAAUCAUGGCUACUUCUACGUCUUGCACAGGCUCCACACUGCUGCAGCCAAUUAGUACGAUUAUUGAUCUGCCAGUGGACCAGGUGAACUUUGUGGUGUGCCAGCUCUUCGCCCUGGUCACGGCUUUCUGGUUUAGACUCUACCUGCACCCUAGUAAGACGAGUCCCUUCAUCCGGCAUGUAGUUGCCACCCUGCUGGGCUUCUAUUUGGCCCUCUUCUGCUUUGGCUGGUAUGCCUUACAUUUUCUGGUACAGAGCGGUCUUGCUUACGGCGUUAUGAUCUUCACAGGUGUGGAACACAUGCACAAAUACUGCUUUGUGGUUACGCUGGGAUAUCUCAGUUUCUGCCAGGUCACCAGAAUCUAUGUGUUUGACUAUGGCAUGUACUCAGCAGACUUCACUGGGCCCAUGAUGGUCAUCACACAGAAGAUCACAAGUUUGGCGUUUGAGAUUCAUGAUGGUUUGAUGAAGAGGGAGGAGCAUCUAAAGCCCAAUCAGAAGUAUCUUGCUGUCAGGAAGAUGCCCAGUCUGCUGGAGUAUCUGAGUUAUAACUGUAACUUUAUGGGGAUCCUGGCUGGCCCGACCUGCUCCUAUAAUGAUUACAUAGCCUUUAUAGAAGGCCGAUGUUAUGAGCCCAAGCACCUGGAGUCAAACGGCAAAGAGAACGGGAAAUUCAAGCAGAAUGACCCUUCACCUAAGAGGGACGUGAUCCAGAAACUGUGCACGUGUGCUCUGUCCCUAAUGGUUUAUUUGGUGAUCUACUCCGCCUGCCCUACAGAUCGUGUCAUCGAUGACACCUUCAUGGCCUCUAACCCCUUCUACAUCCAGGUCUUGUACCUCUACAUCUCCAUGUUGGCUUUACGCCCCAAGUACUACUUUGUAUGGACGUUAGCUGAUGCCAUCAACAAUGCAGCUGGUUUUGGAUUUAAUGGAUAUAACACAGAUGGCACCCCAAAAUGGGACAGAAUAUCGAAUUUAAGAAUACUUGACAUUGAGUUUGCCACCAGCUUCAAGAUGUUCUUGGAUAACUGGAACAUUCAGACAGCCCUUUGGUUAAAAAGGGUGUGUUAUGAGCGCUGUCCGUAUAAUCCGACUGCUGCCACAUUCCUCCUCUCAGCCAUCUGGCACGGAGUUUACCCAGGGUAUUACCUGACCUUUGUCACGGGCAUUGCUGUAACAAUGGCAGCACGUGCAGUAAGACACAAUGUGAGGCAACACUUCCUGGGCUCAGCCACACUCAAGCUCAUCUAUGACGUGAUCACGUGGUUCAGCACCCAGAUCGCUAUUUGUUACACUGUUGUGCCAUUUGUACUGCUGGCAGUAGGGCCUUCACUAAAGUUUUACAGCUCGUGGUACUGCUGCAUUCACCUGAUCUGCGUGUUGCUGGCGCUGGUUUUACCUGUGAAAUCCAGACGCAGGAAACAACAGGAAGAGCCGAGCAGCAUUCAGGCCAGUGAACAGAACUGUCUCUCCUCUCCUGACAACAACUGCAACCAGAAGCAGAAAGCCACAUGAGGGCAAGAAGGGCUGCUCGACCCGCACACUGCGUUGUGAGGAACUCUGAUAUCAGUACUGAGAGACACAGAGCGGCCAUUUCCUCCCUCAGAUCCAACGACACUGACAGUGACAUUUUACAAGGCAUAAACUCCAGCAACAAUACAGAGAAAAGACCCCAUAGUCGCCCUGUUGGAGAUGGUCACGUUUUGGUUUUAAAUAGGAAAUCUUCAUAGGAUCAUAUGAAAAUGGGGUGAUUGAUUAUAGAAAAUGGUGAAUAAUUGACUUAAGUGUCAGUUAAUCUGAAGUUGCCUUAAACCCUUCGUAUAUUUAGCUCCAGAAACCUUGUGUGGGGAUCGUGUUACAUAGGAACGGACCAGUCAUUGUUGGCUUUUAGCUUCACUACAUUAGUGCAGGAAGUCUAGCACUGGAAUCAGCUUCCACGUUACCUAGAAGGUUUCUGCCAUUGUCAGUUAAACGAAGUAACCUCUGUUUUAGUUCUUCUCAAAGGAAAUGUGUGCUGUAAAGAAAAAAGUCCAGUCGUGUGUUGCCAAAUUAUAGGCCUUACGUUCCUAUCUCUUGCCAUUGUUUCAUCUUUAUUCUUUGUUUAUUUCUCUGGUUUUCUAGUAGGUUCAUAUCUGCUGCUUUCUUUGGGAACAAGGGUCAACCUUAAGGGAGUGUCUUCAUUUGGAAAAUUGCUUUUGUUAUAAUUUUUGUCAGUGAUUUUUGUUUAUUUUUAUUGUUUUUAUUAAGGGCUUUUGGUUGGUUAUCAGUGCUGUUUUUUUAAUGGGUUGUAGGUUUCCUCAGGGCACACAGGUCUCGUUUUAGACCAUGACAAAUUACCAGAUGUUUCUCUACCAUCAAUGUUUCUGCUGCAACAUAGUCCAUCUUGUGACAACAGAAGACAGUUCAAUAUUACUCAGUAUCUCAGCUUGUUUGUGUUUUUUAUGUUACAGACAUAUAUGGCAAGUGCAAUAACCUCUGUCUUUUCCAUGGGUGCAUGUUAAGUUAAAGGAUCACAUUAUUUUUGCAAACAGUGCUAAUGUUCUUGACACAUCAACAAUAGUCAGAAUUUUGUAGUGGUUCAGUAUUGAAGUACAGUACCAGCCAAAAGUUUGGACAAACUAAAUUUGUUUCUCUUUAUCUCAAAAACCUGUUGAUUUAAAGGUGUAUACUUAAAUACUUGAAAUUUUAUUAUGCUUGAAACAUAAUAAUUCCAUAGUAAUAACUAGGGCUGGGUAUUGACACAAAUUUCACGAUUCAAUCCGAUUCACAAGCUUGCGAUUCGAUUUCGAUUCGAUUAUUUUGGAUGUAUAUCAAGAACAGUGCAUGGAAAAUUUUCUCAAAGAAAUUAAAAUCUCUCAGUUAAUGCAGAAAACCAUACAUAGUAGUCAGUUGGUACUACGUUACUAUAAUAUUGAUGGUUAAAAUGAACUGAUUUGUAUACAAACACUUAAAUUACACUCAAGGAAGUUUUUAGAAUAAUAAAGUUAUAAUACUAACUUUAUAAUUAGCUACAUAAUUAUAUGUCUACCCCAAUUCAUUUUUUUGGUGGCUGACAUAAAACUUGAAGGAAUUCAAACAUGCAUUAAAUAUUGAAGAACAUUAAAAAUUAUAAUGAAUAUGGUGCACAUAUUUAGCAAAAUGCCCCUCUCUAGAGUUCAUUUUUCGAGUUUAUGGUCACUGAAUAUGGUUUUUCUGAGGUAAAUGUGACGUUACGUGACAUUGUUUACAAGCUGUUUUAUUGACGUCUUUCCGCGGUUGAAACACUGAUUGAGCGAUUACAUGAGACGAGAGAUUACAUUUCGGUAAGUUGUAUUCUAACUUUUAACAUACCUUCAGAUGUUCAUUCAAGUUUAUUUCGCACUGUAACUUGUAUUAAAACGGAGGAGAAGAUCAGUUUACAUGCGCUGCCGCUUCGUUUAACCUGAGGGGCUACAGCGAUCUGUCACGUGACGUCACAUUAAACAGUGCCAAAACGUUUUUUUUUUUUUUUUUUUUUUUUUAAAUUUCGUAAUAAAAUGGAUUUAUUGCGAUUUAUUGGAUGGGAGGCUCUCUACAUCCAACUGAAAACAGGAUAGACUAAUCGAUUCUUGGGAUUUAAGAAUCGAUGUCAGUUUGUAAAAAUGAGAAUCGAUUAAAGUCGAGAAAUCAAUAUAUUUUUUUUUUUUUUACCCAGCUCUAGUAAUAACAACCUUUUGGUUUGUGUUUAUUGUUUUGUUUCCCCCACAUAGUAAAGGAAAAGCAGCAAUCAAUGCAGUCCCAGUAUGCACAUCAUUUUGACUUGUUUAACAUUUGGAGUUUUUCCAUAUUUCCCAUAGUACUUCCUUUUAUUUCAUAGUUUUGAUGACUAUUAUUAUUCUAAAAUGAGGAAAAUAGUAAUAAUAAAGCAUGAAGCAGUGUGUCCAGACUUUUGACUGGUAGUGUGCUAUACAUGCAGUACGCGGAUACAUGCAGUAUCAACUAUUCAAAAUCAUUUUUUUUCUAUGAAUCCAUCUGUACUCCUGGGCCCUAAACAAACCUCUAAAUUUUGAGAUAUCAUAUAAGGAUAUUUCUUGAACUUUGAUUCUCUAAAAGGUCUCAGUGAGCUUUGCUCUUUUGAUUUAAGUGUCUGGAAAAUCAGACUUUUUCAUAUUCCCUCAGAAUCUACUUUUCGAUAUAUAUGUAAUUAUGUUGUUGCGUUUAUUUUCAACCAAAGGUUUUACCCCUUGGUCAGAGCGACUCUACAUGUUAGUUUUUUUAUUUGGUAAUGAAGGGCUGAAGGCACUAAGUGUUUACCAAAGCGAGUGUCACUGUAUUCUUGUUAACUAAGCCAGUUCAACAACAAGAAAGGGUUAUUCUUGGGCGUGAAGUUGACCAGCCUCCAUAUGGAGAAAACGCUCUGUACCAGCCUCCUAUGGUUUCACAAGCACACUUCUCUAAAGUCUUAUUGUAUUUUGGACUCCAGACAUGUAAAACCAUGAUGAAUUACAGCCCUGUACUAACAGUUUUAGCAACUGCAAAACCAAUAGGAAGAUUAAUAAGUCUGCUGGUAUGGCUGCUGCUGGUAACAAUUUAAUUCACAUUUAUUUGUAUAGCGCUUUUCUCAAUACAUAUUUCAAAGCAGCUUUACAGAAAAGUGCAUGACAGUCCAGUUAUAUACUGUAUAAUUUUGCCCUUUUUGUCUCUUUUUAUUAAAGAUUUUGCUUAAUUAAUUGUUUUAACUGCCCCAAGGCAAUAUGUACUAACUAGCACCUCAAUGCAAAACUUGCUUCAAAUGUCCAAAGUGCCAAAUCACAUGAGGUGCACAAAAAGAUCACUUUAUUUGUACGGGUUUACAACAGGGUGAGAGGUUUGUACUAAAAAUUUGGUCUUAAACUGACAUUAUUUUUACCUACUGAGAUUUUGGGAGGAAUUAUUUUUCACUGUCUCCCUAUUUGCACUUUUGGUAUGAAUAAGUCGGGGUAGUGCUUAAGUAGAAAAACUGCCGAAGCAAUGCAAGGAACCUCAGUGCUACUCAACAGUUAGAGUAUUCGCUUAAUAGAAGUCAAACAGAUGAAUUUGCCCAAAAAUAUUAAAUUCAUUGUAGCAACAAAGGAAAAUCAGGAUGGUGUUCCAGUGUUAUAUGCUUAUUUUGUAAAUGUGCUCCAUCCAUAGAAUGACGUUAAAUGUGUUCAUUGCUGUUUAUGUGUAAACAUUGUCCCAUUGUUCAGAUAUUGUUCAACUAAAUGCAGCCUAACAUCUUGAUUAUGUUAAGGCCCAAGUAAUAGUGAAGGCAGUUAUCUGUAAAAUUUUGGUUCAGUCAUUCAUGACAUUUUCUAACUACUGAUUUUGCAAAGAAUGACCCAAAGCUGUGUGAAAAUGUAGACUACUGUAAUGCUUUUUUUUAUUUUAAAUAGUGCAUUUGUUGUUCACCAGCCACCUCAGUUCUGUUGUUUGUCAUUGUCUUGUUAGUCUCUAGUGGUCAUUCAAAAAUUAGUGAUUGUGGCCCUUAGUGAACAUGCAAACCGAAGCUGAUGUUUUCCAGAUAUUGCAGAAUUAACUUUUCCAUUGUAAUUCCUAUUGACUGGUUGUGAUGUUGCAUAACAUGACAGUUACAGGAAAACUAAGGAUGUUAAUGAAAUGCAAUAAGUCUGUGUAGAGAUAAAGUAAAGGAAAAGUAAUGCCUAAUAUGUUAGCUAUUUCAAUAUAAAUCAGUUUACCAAUAUACAUUAUAAAACACGUUUUUGAGAAUUGUCCAGAGGGGAACAAACACUGUCUCCAUUUAUUUCUGUAAUAAUCAUAAACUGAGAUGUGAUACUUACCCAGCAAUUGAAUUGUUUGAUGAACUGAGUGCUCUGGAAGUUGUACCAAGCCAAACAAAUUUUUCUUUAAAUAAAGGACAUGAAAAAUGAAAUCCACUACAAUGAUGAUGGACACAAAACAAAUAAACCAUAUUUUCCUUCUCGGUA